AUUGCAAGGUGGGGCAGAGGGCGGAAGCUCCAAAGUCAUAUGAUCGAUUUGUGAUAGCUCUCGCCGUUCACCUAUCACACGCAAAGAUGGCCAGCCAGACGCAGGGUAUUCAGCAGCUUCUGACCGCCGAGAAGCGCGCUGCGGAAAAGGUCUCGGAUGCUCGAAAACGUAAAGCACGUCGUCUGAAGCAGGCUAAAGAAGAAGCUCAGGAUGAAAUUGAGAAAUAUCGGCAGGAACGAGAGAAACAAUUUCGUGAGUUUGAAGCCAAACAUAUGGGUUCAAAAGAAGAUGUAGCUGCACGCAUCGAGGCAGAUACACGAAUCAAGAUAGAAGAAAUGAAUCAGACCGUUGCUGUGCAUAAAAACGCGGUCAUGCUUAAGAUUUUGGACUUGGUGUAUGAUAUCAAGCCAGAAUUGCACAACAAUUAUCGCAUUGAGCUCUAAGCCACAGGAAUUGCAUCUAAUUGUUAUAAAUAAUAUAAUAUUAAUGCUAUAUAUAAAUGUAUACAUUAAAUAUUACUGUUUACUUAUACUAUAUCUUAAUAACGUAUUUAUCGCUAUUAUAUCACAUAUGACAUGUAGUUGGAGUAACUGUAUACAAUGUAGCUUUAGAUAGUGAUACUCAAACUAUUACUAGAAUAUUUUCUCCGUAAUUGUUACACGACAAUAAAUGUGUCCAUAUUGUUAUUAACUUAACUGAGCUUUUUUGUCGCCAUGUGUUUGAAUAGUUUGAGAAUUGCUGUAUAACAUAAAAAAAGAAAAAAAUGAAUAUGGAGUAUCGUCCGAUGUGUCAUGGCCUAGACACAUCGGAACGAUAUAUUAUUAUCCAAGAUAGAUAUGGCUAAAGUGAUCUAGGGUGAUGGUAAAGAAUUCUAUGUUGUUAUAAAUGUAUAUAUAUAUUAGAUGUCAUUCCAUGAUUUCUGUCGCAUCGAGGACACGACACUUAACAAGAUUUUUAUCUACAGCUUUUUGCGGUUUACGGACGCGCUCCCAGUCGAUAGUGAACCAUAUAUAACGUUGUAGCAAUAUUUAAACCCAUUUUAUCUUUUAAAGUUAUUGUAUGACCUUCCGAAAUGAGAUUUUGUCUCAUACACACACACAAACAAACACAUUCUGUCUGUAUAAGUUGAUUGAUUGUACAGUAUUAUAUAGUGUCAAAAAUAAAUAAGAAGAAAAUUAAAUCCUAAA
This is a messenger RNA of Cataglyphis hispanica, 1187 nucleotides long. RefSeq names its product V-type proton ATPase subunit G (gene Vha13). Gene Ontology annotation, cellular component: vacuolar proton-transporting V-type ATPase complex. NCBI's taxonomy places the organism in Eukaryota, Metazoa, Arthropoda, Insecta, Hymenoptera, Formicidae. The record is from RefSeq and is a predicted model, not a curated record. Gene Ontology annotation, biological process: proton transmembrane transport. The coding region runs from base 87 to 443 and encodes 118 amino acids. Gene Ontology annotation, molecular function: proton-transporting ATPase activity, rotational mechanism. The transcript is spliced from 4 exons.